This is a messenger RNA of Colossoma macropomum (tambaqui), 1096 nucleotides long. RefSeq names its product C-type lectin domain family 4 member K-like. The transcript has 5 exons. The record is from RefSeq and is a predicted model, not a curated record. NCBI's taxonomy places the organism in Eukaryota, Metazoa, Chordata, Actinopteri, Characiformes, Serrasalmidae. Bases 140 to 1066 code for a protein of 308 amino acids.
CAAAGCUGGUAUGAAAUGCCUAAACUUCCUGUCCUGAGAGCAAGUAUGUAUUUAGCAGUAUCACCCACACAGAGUCACUUUGAGAGCUGAAGACUGUAGUGGAGACUUCACAUCUGCAGAUACAGCAAAAAUCCACUUAAUGGCAUCAACACGUUUACAGAAGAUCAAAGAACCGAAGAUGAAUGAGGAUAUAUAUGCAAAUUCAGGAAUUACGACAGACAACACAUCAACUCAUUCGGACGACAGCAAUGAUUAUGAGGACAUCGAUGCCAAUGAAGAUGUCCCAGAGACGGGUGUGACCAGAAGCUGUAAAGGAACGACCUCAGUUUCUGGAAUCAACACAGCAGAGAGCAGAUGCUGCAGGCUGGCUGCAGUGUGUCUGGGGCUGCUGUGUGUUCUCCUGCUGACUGCCAUCACAGUGCUGUGGAUCAAGUUCAUCAACCUGACUAUAGAGAGAGACCAGUUACAGACCAGUAACACCAACCUGACUAUAGAGAGAGACCAGUUACAGACCAGUUACACCAACCUGACUAUAGAGAGAGACCAGUUACAGACCAGCUACACCAGCCUGACUAUAGAGAGAGACCAGUUACAGACCAGCAAUGACAAUAUGAAGAAUGAGAGAGGCCAAUUACAGAAGGAAAAGGAAAUGUUCCAGAAGAAACUGUCAGAAUUAGAGCAAAAACAGAGGUGUUUCCAAAAUAGUUUCUACCACAUCUCUACUGAGAAGAAGAGCUGGAGUGAGAGCAGACAGGACUGCAGAGAGAGAGGAGCAGACCUGGUGAUCAUAAACAGCAAAGAAGAGCAGGAGUUCAUCACUAAAGUAUUUGGCAGCACUGACGCUUGGAUUGGUCUGACGGACAUUGACACAGAGGGGGUCUGGAAAUGGGUGGACAACUCAACACUGACCACUCAGUUCUGGUGGACAGGGGAACCCAAUGAUUAUGGAGGAUAUGAGGACUGUGCUAUAACUGGCUAUAGAGGUGCUGGAUCUGAACAUGCGUCAACCUGGGCCGAUUAUCCCUGUGGUUACCCUGUAGUUGGAAUCUGUGAGAAAAGUCUGUAAUUUAGUCUACAUGAGAGUGAACAGUUAAAA